This is a messenger RNA of Acromyrmex echinatior (Panamanian leafcutter ant), 2209 nucleotides long. RefSeq lists its product as hypothetical. Gene Ontology annotation, cellular component: membrane. NCBI's taxonomy places the organism in Eukaryota, Metazoa, Arthropoda, Insecta, Hymenoptera, Formicidae. The record is from RefSeq and is a predicted model, not a curated record.
UCGAUGGAGGGACGCAAAAUUUUAUGUUGGUUUCUCGCAUGGGUUCAACCACGUUACGCUCGCAUCUAUUAUUUAUCGGAGAUGCGUACGAUUGUGUUACGAUCGAUACCGGCGAUCACGAUUCGAAAUCGGUACGUUCUCUUCCGCUCUACUAAAGCGCGGGAAAGAGAGAAAGGAAAGAGAAGCCAAACUACGAGAAGAGAGUUGCGAAUGAUCCGGGAGCCAGUAGUAGUACGUGAUCUAGAAUAGUGAGAUCUCGCUAAAUGCGAAUUACGUCCGACGGAGCAGGUAAAGGAAAUAGGCGAAGGAAGGGAGCGGAAGAUGCGUGAAGGCGUCAUCCGCGCCGAUGCGAUGAUGGAACCUCGCUCUCGCAAGCCAACCGCGCCGUAACGCUCUGAAACGCGUCAGAGAAACAAGAAUUAAACGAAUCGUCGAAGAGACCGGCAUCUAAGUGAACGAAAAAUUACCGUCUAAUGCACAGCAAGAGCAGAGAACGGCAGCCAUCGUGCCCGAUGCUCUCCUUGCUUUUUUCUUGGUACAAUCACCGACCCUCAAGUAGAUCUAUAUAAAUGGGAAUUGCAAGCACUUACGCUGCAGCACUCGGACCUCCGCCGUAGGUUCCGCAGCUUCACGAUAUACGCACGCGACGUUCCCUUAGUUUUGCCGCGCGGUGGUUUAACGACGCAAAAAGCGCAGGGAUAAAGGCCCGCCGCGAUUUCGACGGAGCCAAAUCGUUUUGUUCGUCGUGACACGCUCGUUUCCACGACGAAACGAUGCUUUGGAUAGACAGCGUACCGGGAAUCGAUCGCCGACGUCUGCACAUCUGUCUGACGUUGGCAAUCUGCGGAUUUUUCAUCGUCGAUACGAUCGACGCCGCCACGAACGAAAGUAAGGACACAUGGACCGGAUUCUCGACGUCAUGCACGUCCGAGGAUUCGAAGAACGCGUCGGUUUCUUGUCACGGAGUGCGAAUUGUACGGAAGAUUGUACAACAGCUACUGGAGACCACCAGUAAGGAACGGGACAUACAGCUCUUCGACGGAAUAUCUUUGGUCGAGAUACCUGGCUCUUCCCGAAAGGCUAGAGUUUUGAAGGGCUUUGGAGGUCUCGGACCCUUUUUACAGUUUCUGGAAGGCAGAGAACUGAGAGUCAAGCUGCCGUCUUUACUCCCACCGAAUAUUGAAACCGCUUUGAAGGAGAGUUUGCCUUCCGAAGCAGAAGCGAGAAAGAGUGGCGAUGGCGGUUUUGGCGGCGGCGGCGGCGGCGGUGGCGGUUUUGGCGGCGGCAAAGGUGGCAAGAAGGGCGGUGGCGGUGGACUCCUUUUAAUGAUGCUUAUGAUGGGUAAGAUGAUGGCUGCUAUGGGUUUCGGCGCAUUGGGUCUCCUAGCCAUGAAGGCGUUGAUGGUUUCGGCAAUGGCUUUGAUGCUGUCACUGAUUGUAGCCGUGAAGAAACUAGCGAGUGGUGGCGAUGAUCACGGCGGCGGUCACCAUGUCGUUUACGCGCAGGAAGUUGGUCAUCACCAUCGCAAGAAGAGAUCAGUCGAAGACAUUGACUUCACACAGUUGCCUUAUAGAGGAUAUACUCAUCUUUACGCUAACUUGGGACCGUCUUGAUGCUUUUAAUCGUUAAUUGCACCAACCUCGAGAUUGAAUUGGUUCUCCAGCUUCUCAACUCUCUUAUCGCUACUAAAGCGAACUUCUCAGAUAGAUACGACUAGAUACGACUACGUUGACAACAGCACAUUGACAUUACGCUCACGUAAUUUACAUUUCAGUCACAUCAUCAUUAUUCUCUUAUUCAUCAUCACAUUCAUUUAACGCAACGUCCAUCCUUUUCACAACGUGGCUUUCGUUUCUUUAUAGUUUAUAAAACUGCAAACGUCAGUUGCGGUAGGAGGGUUAAUAGGCGCUGGGAAAUAACUGAAGACGUGACGCGACGCAAGAUCAGUGACAGUGACAUUGACGAAACGACAAUGACUGAUUGACAGCUACGGUAGAAAGUGAUAUUUAACAAAUGCUUGCUCGCGAGAAACGUGGUAACUGAUCUCCAUUGAUCUGCCACUUCGACAGGACUCUCAGUGAAAAAUUACAGACACGCACCGAAGAAACCAAAGUAUGUUGUUCGAUUUUUUUAUUUAUUUAUUUAUUUUUUUUUUUACCCACGUAUUUAUUGUUGUGCAACACAUGUUAAUAAAGCAUACGUGUUUGGA